AUGGGGGCCGCGUGGGGGCCGCUGCCGCUGCCGCUGCCGCUGCUGCUGCUGCUGCUCCUGCCGCCGCCGCCGCCCGCGGAACCCCGGGCGCUGGAGCCCGGGCUGCUGCCGGGCAACUUUUCGGCCGACGAGGCCGGCGCGCAGCUCUUCGCCCAGAGCUACAACUCGAGCGCCGAGCAGGUGCUCUUCCAGAAAACGGCCGCCAGCUGGGCGCACGACACCAACAUCACCCAGGAGAACGCUCGGCGCCAGGAGGAAGCGGCCCUGCUCAGCCAGGAGUUCGCGGAGGCCUGGGGCAAGAAGGCCAAGGAGCUCUAUGAGUCCAUCUGGCAAAACUUCACUGACUCAAAGCUGCGGAGGGUCAUCGGAGCUGUUCGCACCCUGGGAGCUGCCAACCUACCCUUGGCCCAGCGGCAGCAGUACAACUCGCUGCUAAGCAACAUGAGCCGAAUCUACUCCACCGGCAAGGUCUGCUUCCCCAACAAGACUGCCACCUGCUGGUCUCUGGACCCAGAUCUCACCAAUAUCCUGGCGUCCUCACGAAGCUACUCCAUGCUGCUGUUUGCCUGGGAGGGCUGGCACGAUGCUGUUGGCAUCCCACUGAAACCUCUGUACCAGGACUUCACUGCCCUCAGCAACGAGGCCUACAGGCAGGAUGGCUUCGCAGACACGGGGGCCUACUGGCGCUCCUGGUACGAUUCCCCCACCUUUGAGGAAAGCCUGGAGCACCUCUACCACCAGCUAGAACCCCUCUACCUGAACCUCCACGCCUACGUCCGCCGUGCACUGCACCGGCGCUAUGGGGACAGAUACAUCAACCUCAGGGGACCCAUCCCAGCGCAUCUGCUCGGAGACAUGUGGGCCCAGAGCUGGGAGAAUAUCUACGACAUGGUGGUGCCUUUCCCAGACAAGCCCAACCUCGAUGUCACCAGUACGAUGGUGCAAAAGGGCUGGAAUGCCACACAGAUGUUCCGGGUGGCAGAGGAGUUCUUCACCUCACUGGGGCUCUCACCUAUGCCUCCUGAGUUCUGGGCAGAGUCGAUGUUGGAGAAGCCAACCGAUGGACGGGAGGUGGUGUGCCACGCCUCCGCCUGGGACUUCUACAACAGGAAGGACUUCAGGAUCAAGCAGUGCACGCGGGUCACGAUGGACCAGCUGUCCACAGUGCACCACGAGAUGGGUCACGUGCAGUACUACCUGCAGUACAAGGGCCUGCCCGUGUCCCUGCGCAGAGGCGCCAACCCUGGCUUCCACGAGGCCAUCGGGGACGUCCUGGCACUCUCUGUCUCCACUCCUGCACAUCUGCACAAAAUCGGCCUUCUGGACCACGUUGCCAAUGACACGGAAAGUGACAUCAAUUACUUGCUCAAGAUGGCACUGGAGAAAAUUGCCUUCCUGCCCUUUGGCUACCUGGUAGACCAGUGGCGCUGGGGAGUCUUCAGUGGUCGCACCCCUCCUUCCCGCUACAACUUUGACUGGUGGUACCUUCGAACCAAGUAUCAAGGUAUCUGCCCUCCAGUUAUCCGUAACGAAACCCACUUUGACGCCGGAGCUAAGUUUCAUAUCCCAAAUGUGACACCAUAUAUCAGGUACUUUGUGAGUUUUGUUCUACAGUUCCAGUUCCACGAGGCCCUGUGCAAGUAUGCAGGCCACCAGGGACCACUGCACCAGUGUGACAUCUACCAGUCCACCCAGGCAGGGGCCAAGCUCAGGGACUUGCUCCAAGCCGGCUGCUCCAAGCCCUGGCAGGAGGUGCUGAAGGACCUGGUGGGCUCCAGUGCUUUGGAUGCCCAGGCACUGCUAAACUACUUCCAGCCAGUCAGCCAGUGGUUGCAGGAGCAAAACCAGAAGAAUGGCGAGGUCUUGGGCUGGCCAGAAUAUCAGUGGCGUCCACCGUUACCAGACAACUACCCGGAGGGCAUUGACCUGAUGACGGAUGAGGCGGAGGCCAGCAAGCUCGUGGACGAGUAUGACCGAACAGCCCAAGUGGUGUGGAACCAGUAUGCCGAGGCCAACUGGGACUACAGCACGAACAUCUCCUCGGAGGCCAGCGCGAUCCUGCUGGAGAAAAACAGGGAGUUGACUCGCCAUACCCUGAAAUAUGGCACCUGGGCCAAGAGAUUUGAUGUGAGCAACUUCCAGAACGCCACUACCAAGCGGAUCAUGAAGAAAAUUCAGAUCCUGGAUCGGGCGGUGCUGUCUCCCUCGAAGCUAGAGGAGUAUAACCAGCUCCUGUUGGACAUGGAGACCACGUACAGCACAGCCACCGUGUGCCACACGAAUGGCACUUGCCUACAGCUGGAGCCUGACCUGACACAUGUGAUGGCCACAUCCCGGAAUUAUGAAGAACUCCUCUGGGUGUGGGAGAGCUGGAAUAACAAGGCUGGGAGAGCCAUCCUCCCUUUCUUCCCGAAGUACGUGGAACUGACCAACGAGGUCGCCCGGCUCAAUGGCUUUGCCGACGGAGGGGACUCGUGGAGAGCUUUGUAUGAAUCCGAAACUCUGGAGCGCGACCUGGAGCAGCUCUUCCAGGAGCUGCAGCCGCUUUACCUGAACCUACACGCCUACGUGCGCCGUGCCCUGCACCAUCACUAUGGGCCGCAGCACGUCAAUCUGAAGGGGCCCAUUCCAGCCCACCUGCUGGGGAACAUGUGGGCGCAAACCUGGUCCAACAUCUAUGACUUGGUGGUACCCUUCCCUUCAGCCACCACGUUGGAUGUCACAGAGGCUAUGAAAAAGCAGGGAUGGACGCCCAUGAGAAUGUUUCAGGAGGCUGACAACUUCUUCACCUCGCUGGGGCUGCUGCCUGUGCCCCCUGACUUCUGGAACAAAUCAAUGCUGGAAAAGCCCAAGGAUGGACGGGAGGUGGUGUGCCAUGCCUCUGCCUGGGACUUUUACAAUGGCAAGGACUUCAGGAUCAAGCAGUGCACCAGCGUGAACAUGGAGGAUCUGGCGGUAGCCCACCACGAAAUGGGCCACAUCCAGUAUUUCAUGCAGUACAAGGACCUGCCUAUGGCCUUCCGGGAGGGUGCCAAUCCCGGCUUCCACGAGGCCAUCGGGGAUGUGCUGGCCCUCUCGGUGUUGACACCCAAGCACCUGCACAGCAUCGACCUGCUGAGCAGCGAGGGCAGUGGCUAUGAGAAUGACAUCAACUUCCUGAUGAAGAUGGCACUGGACAAAAUCGCCUUUAUCCCUUUCAGCUACCUCAUCGACCAGUGGCGCUGGCGGGUCUUUGACGGAAGCAUUAACAAGGAGAGCUACAACCAGGAGUGGUGGAACCUCAGGUUGAAGUACCAGGGUGUCUGCCCGCCAGUGCCCAGGUCUCAAGGUGACUUUGACCCAGGGGCCAAGUUCCACGUUCCUUCAAGUGUGCCUUAUAUCAGGUAUUUUGUGAGCUUCAUCAUCCAGUUCCAGUUCCAUGAGGCGCUGUGCCGGGCAGCGGGCCACACGGGGCCCCUGCACAAGUGUGACUUCUACCAGUCCAAGGAAGCUGGGAAGCUCCUGGCGGACACCAUGAAGCUGGGCUUCAGUAAGCCAUGGCCCGAAGCCAUGAAGCUGAUCACGGGCCAGCCUAACAUGUCGGCCUCGGCCAUAAUGAGCUACUUCAAGCCACUGAUGAACUGGCUCCUCACUGAGAAUGGCAGGCACAAGGAGACGCUGGGCUGGCCACAGUACACCUGGACCCCAUACUCGGCUCGCUCGGAAGACUUCGUCCCGGGCUCUGGCCGUGUCAACUUCCUGGGCAUGGACCUGGAGCCGCAGCAGGCGCGCGUGGGCCAGUGGCUGCUGCUGUUCUUCAGUGUUGUCCUGCUGGUAGCCACCUUGGGUCUCGCCCAGCGGCUCUUCAGCAUCCGCCAGCACAACCUCCACCGACCCCAUCGAGGGCCUCAGUUUGGUUCUGAGGUGGAGCUGAGACACUCCUGAGAUCACCCUGCUGGUAUCCCAUGAGAGACACGGAUGGGGACAUGAUGCGUGGACAGAACACACCCAAGCCGGGACUUCCUCCUCCUCCUGCCUGUCCUCCUCUGCUCUCUGUCCCCUCCCCAGACUACCAGUCACCCCAGCCCCACCCCACACCCCAUUCUCUGAGCAUCCAGUGUCUAAUAUGGAACCCCCAAACUAGUCUCUCUUUGAAUACAAUUAAAGGUCCUCCCCACCCA
This is a messenger RNA of Jaculus jaculus (lesser Egyptian jerboa), 4160 nucleotides long. It is a transcript of the gene Ace, whose product is annotated as angiotensin I converting enzyme. Gene Ontology annotation, biological process: proteolysis. The transcript is spliced from 25 exons. The coding region runs from base 1 to 3924 and encodes 1307 amino acids. Lineage: Eukaryota; Metazoa; Chordata; Mammalia; Rodentia; Dipodidae. Gene Ontology annotation, cellular component: plasma membrane. The record is from RefSeq and is a predicted model, not a curated record. Gene Ontology annotation, molecular function: peptidyl-dipeptidase activity; metallopeptidase activity.